This is a messenger RNA of Carassius auratus (goldfish), 1822 nucleotides long. Its product is annotated as sodium channel subunit beta-2-like. Bases 184 to 849 code for a protein of 221 amino acids. Gene Ontology annotation, cellular component: plasma membrane. The transcript is spliced from 6 exons. The record is from RefSeq and is a predicted model, not a curated record. NCBI's taxonomy places the organism in Eukaryota, Metazoa, Chordata, Actinopteri, Cypriniformes, Cyprinidae.
UACUACAAACGACAAACCCCAACCAUGAGAUCAACCAGAUUCGCUGCUAAAGACACUGCCAGCCAUAUCAUAGAUCAAAAUAAAAACGUUUUCCGCGUUUUUUUAUGUUAAUUGAAACGAAGAAAUAGAUCUCAAACGCUUUACUGAUCUUAUCUUUCGCGACGUUUAUUGUCAUCGACCAAAAUGCCUAUGUUAAUGCAUUUUAUGAAAACGCAGUGGGCGUCCGCUUUGAAAUUAUCCUGUGUUGCAUUGAUGGUAUUUCUGGCCUGUCCAGUGAACUCCAUGGAUGUGCUGGUGCCACCACAGAUCUACGCACUCAAUGGGACUGAUGUCAGAAUCCCCUGUGCAUUCACCUCAUGCUACAAGCUGGACCCCAGCAAAUUUGCCAUGAACUGGACCUAUCAGGAGACAAGCAACAGCACAGAAGAGAUGUUCAUGACCUAUAAGAACAAGAUAACACCCUUGAAGUCAAGCCGAUUUGGAGAUCGAGUCAUAUUUUCUGGAAACCUGGAUAAGAACGACCUGACCAUCACUGUCUUAGAUGUUCAGCUAACGGACGAGGGCAUCUACCACUGCUAUGUGCGCAACCCUCCAGAUCGCAUUCAGGGUCACGGCACCAUCCAGUUUGUCGUCCUGACUGAAUUACCGCCACCUAGAGAUUCAACUAUUGCUGUCGCCAUCGGGGCAUCUGUGGGGGGAGUUCUAGCUUUGCUCAUUCUGUCCAUGGUGGUGGUGAAAUGUAUUCGCAGACAUAAGAACCAGGAGCUGAUCUCAGAUGAGCAGAAGAUGGAAGAAGAGGCCAAACCAAAUGGAGAAGGAGGCACCGAAGAAGCAACGAAACAGUCCUAACCUGCCAUCUUGGCCCUGGAUGCCUAACGGAUGGUGGAGCUCCAUCCUACACAUUCUGAAAUGUAUGCCUCCUGCAUGAAAAUAUGUAAAAAAUAUUGGACUCUUCAUCCUAUAACUGUCUCAUUCAACAAUACUCGGUUUUCUUGUGUAGCAGUCAAACAUGUCAUGUUAGAAAGAUCUCCACCACAGUCUCAUGGUGUCCAGUUACCAGUGAGAAAUCGCAAAAGUUGUUAAACUGCCUCUUCAACCUAAUAUGACAUGUUAAGGUUAUAACAACUUCCUUCAGAACUCUUAAUUUGGACUAUUAUUUUUUUCCAAAGUCAAGGAAUUUCUCUUCACUUUAAGUUCUGCAAUAUUAGCAUUAACAAUAUUAGCCAUCCAGUAUUUCUGCUGAGAAUUUUCUAAAGAUAUUCAUUUUAAAUUAUACUGAGUCUUCAUUAUAACUACCAAAGUAUUUUUAUCCUUAUGGUGUUUAUAUGUUUUGACAGAAAAAUCACUGCCCUCAACAUCCUCCUAAGUGGAUGUAGAAAACAUAACGUGUGUGUUUGUGUGUGUGCCUUCUCAUUGUGCCAAUUUUCUUCUAUUGAGUCUAAUAGUGUAUGCUGUUUUUACUAUCCGGUGUUGGUAGAACAGCAGCAUAUUAGUCAGGUCCUUGACUAUGAGUGUUCAAAAUGUAUAAUUUUCUAGCUUACAGAAUAUAACACACCUCCAAAACAUUCACAAUCAUUGCAUGACAAUUUUCUUAAGCAUGAAACACAAUUAGCACAAAACAAAGAAUCAAUUUGCACAAGCAUCUGGCACAUUCCACAAAUAGGGCAGGCUUUGCUGUCCCAUGACUUAAAAAAAAAAAAAAAAAAAGCUUUAGAGGCACAAAUCCAAUGUUGUCUCUUGACUUAUUAGAUACUGUACAGUGUGUAUAGAAAAGCUGCCUUUACAAUAAUCACAUUUUCAUUAUUUAAAAAAAAAAAAAUAA